AUGCUCUUUGCCCUUGAUCGCAUCAACAAUGACCACAACCUGCUGCCGAACAUCACUCUGGGCGCCCGAAUCCUGGACACCUGUUCUCGGGACACUCACGCUCUGGAGCAGUCCCUCACCUUCGUCCAGGCCCUCAUCGAGAAGGACGGGUCGGACGUGAAGUGUCGAGACGGAGGAUCGCCCAUCAUCACCAAACCUGAGCGAGUGGUUGGCGUCAUCGGGGCCUCCUCCAGCUCUGUCUCCAUUAUGGUUGCAAACAUCUUACGCCUGUUCAAGCCGGAAGGGCAGGAGAUCAUUCCUCUGUUUUAG
This is a messenger RNA of Knipowitschia caucasica, 309 nucleotides long. The record is from the annotation of a GenBank genome assembly. NCBI's taxonomy places the organism in Eukaryota, Metazoa, Chordata, Actinopteri, Gobiiformes, Gobiidae.